Messenger RNA from Cadophora gregata, 2663 nucleotides. RefSeq lists its product as uncharacterized. Bases 927 to 2663 code for a protein of 578 amino acids. The record is from RefSeq and is a predicted model, not a curated record. Gene Ontology annotation, molecular function: zinc ion binding; DNA-binding transcription factor activity, RNA polymerase II-specific. Gene Ontology annotation, biological process: regulation of DNA-templated transcription. The transcript is spliced from 4 exons. NCBI's taxonomy places the organism in Eukaryota, Fungi, Ascomycota, Leotiomycetes, Helotiales, Ploettnerulaceae.
UCUUCUUUGACGAGCCUUUGGAGAGAGGAUGUUGCGAUUGCGAGGGGUGUUGGUGGUGCCAUUGUGAGGUCCGUCGUAGCUUUUUCUUGUGAAGCUUGAAAACGUCAAGAGAUGUUGUGAGGAUGUUUCGAUAGAGGUUCGCGGGGCGUUGAUAUUGAGGCAUACUUUGCUAGCUGUAUCAGGUUAGGCUUCCUGCAUUAAAGAUCGACCUCCUUCGAGCCUUGUCAGCCUUGUGGAUCUCAUUGGCAUCACAACAUGAAAGUCAUUCCCGUUAGUUGCGUGUGAGCAACUUGCUCAAUGAGUUUCUGAAAUCAGAUAAGCUAAUCACCAGCUUCUCCAUUUCCCUCUUUGCAGACAAAAGAGCGCAGUGACUAGACACGCGUCUCGACCGCGCUUGAACAAUCGCACCUCUGGCGUGUUGACAUUCAGCUUCUGGAACACUGCUCAAGCCCACCACGAAUCCAGCCCCAAGCCACACAAAUUGGGAGGCGCCAGGCUCCGCGAUGGAGUCCGCUCCGGGUUAUGAGAACGGACGCAUAAUAGAACCUCGUUGGGGAGAAGAUACAGAUUACAUCUUCUACGUCGACCCGCUUCCAAAGCUCUCGAUUGUAGAACAUGAGUCUAAUGCUAGAGUCCUCGCUAAAAUGCUGAGGCAGAAGCUCAUCCAUAGAAUCAGUGAGUGGCAUUUCACUCGAACUUGAACAUCAUCACGUGGGUAACUCAUCCCUCGAUGGUACUAACCUACCGUAGAACUUUUAAGUGGAAAGGAGCCAAGGUUUCGGAGUACUGGUGGCCAUUACCUCGACCCUUUGAAAUCAGACCCAGCAGAACCUUACUUCUACGAGUGGCGUUUUACGCCUGAGUACCCAGGAUUCCCAUUACGUCCCCUUGGAGAUUGGUUGCUGUCUCAGGUGAAGGAUUGCAAUAUGGCCCUGGAAAAUGGAGACCUAUACUUAGUUGACGUCAGAAAUCCUGGGCCGAGACCGCCUCCAAAUAGAAAGCUGGUCGCAGCUGCAGGAACUCCGGAUUCUGUUGAGUCGUCAACUGGUAGGCAGAAUCAGAGACGGCUGGUCAGCAUUGCGGAGAAUGCAUUCGCUCGUUACAUCACGAUGCAGACGGGAUACACAUCUUUCGACAACAAACUUGUUCUCACGGGAGAUGGUACAACUGGUCUACCUGGCUGGAGAUGGGUCUUUCCUGAAACCGGUGUUCUUACCGAAUUUCCUGGCCAGACUAACUUUUGGAGCUGGACAACUGACGAGAUUCUACAUGCUCUCCAAGCUCUGUUGGUGAAGACAUUGAGGCUGGAGCGCUACUCUACAGAGCAAACGUGGGACAGUAAAAUUCGUGCUUUUACACAGGCCCCAUCAGACAAUAGCUACCCAAGUACUGAAGCAAAAGCGACAAAUACCUAUGCCCAACCGAUCAACAUUGAUAUUGACGAGUCAGGGACAGCAGAAAAUCAGCUCGUUGCCGAACUGAACGCAGCCACUGAUCGCCAACUUAAUUCAGCGCCCGUUCAACACGUACUUCCCGUGCAACACGCACCUCCCGUUCAACACGCACCUCCUGUUCAACACGCACCUCCCGUUCAACACACAAUUCCCGUUCAACACGCACCGGCUGUCCUUCAUGCAUCUUCUGAUGUUCACCACUUAGAUGACCUGAUCGCACAAUUCACUACCCGAUCACAGCAGUGGAGGAAUGAUUGGAGCGAACUUCAGGGCUCCAGGCAGGAAAUCCAAGACUUACGUGCUACCACCUCCCAGCAGGCCUCCCGGAUUGGGGUUCUAGAAAAAGCUCUCCGUGAAAUCGAACGGCUUGGAUCAGUGAAUGACGGUACUGUCGACGUGACCAAAUCCCUGAGUCCGGCUGUCAACCUGCCAGGCGCUAUUGCAAUGAAAGCUUCUUACAGUAGAGAGAUUGCUGAGCUCAAGGAACAAAACGAAGAGCUCCAGGAUAUCAUCAAGAACCAGGAGAUUGAUGUCCAGAACGCAGUCUAUCUACAGGAGCGUAAUCGAGUACUGGAGCAGCGACUUGCAGAGAAAACUGCGGAAGCUGCGUCAGCAUACGAUGCACUUGCUACACUUACGGGGAGUAGCUCAUCGAAAUCUUUUGAAAUUUCGGCAUACGGUCAAUUUAAUGGCCAACAACAUAUCUCGGCAUCCAUCGCGCUGGAGUCCGAUUUAUCAAAGCCUCUAAACUGGGUGGCAUCCAACGAAGUCAAAUGUGACCGUUGCAGACACCAGGAUCAAAAGUGUCUCAAUCCUGGCGGCCCAUGUAAUCGAUGUCAGAAAGCCGGCAGCACUUGCACCUUCACUCUGCAGAGAUACCACAACGUCAGAGAGGUCCCUGAUGCUGUGGUCAAAGCACGCCAAGCUACCGACGCAGCUUCACAAUUCUUGCAAAAGAAGCAAGAAUAUUCGUCACCUUAUAUUAACACAACACAACAACCAUAUCAUCAAAAUCAACUCAUUCCACAAGGACUCUAUUCCUCACAAACUCCUCUGCAAUCACCGUAUGCCUCUGGGACCUGCGUGCCAAGCACUGCAUUGCAGGCUACGAAUGGAGGUAUUGGGCGCGUAAGUGAAAUCAUGCUCACUUCGACGAGCAAUAACCCUGCCAUGGGGAAUUCAUAUUCGAGUCCUUAUUCGUCCAGGUGA